This is a messenger RNA of Oncorhynchus keta (chum salmon), 5289 nucleotides long. It is a transcript of the gene tmem131, whose product is annotated as transmembrane protein 131. Lineage: Eukaryota; Metazoa; Chordata; Actinopteri; Salmoniformes; Salmonidae. The coding region runs from base 87 to 4829 and encodes 1580 amino acids. Gene Ontology annotation, cellular component: membrane. The transcript has 33 exons. The record is from RefSeq and is a predicted model, not a curated record.
GAGAGAUCUAUCUGUCUCCUGUAGCAGUGUUUAUAUGUGCAUGCAAGCAGUUGCCCCUUCACACGGAUACCGAGACACACAUCAGCAUGGCGAGCCGGGAAAGAGCACAGAGUUUUCUUCACUCAUCAACAAAAACUAAAUUGUCAUGCGUAGGAUUGCUGCGGGUUUUAUUUAUUACUUUUAUACACACGGCGCAGGCGAACAAACAAGCGUUCAUACAGUCAGACACAAUCCUGGAGGUGCUACACUUUGGAGAAGGAGAUCUCUUACAGACAGAGUUUGACUGUGAUCUAAGUUUAUAUAAUCGAAAAGGGCCUGUGGGGAUGCCAACAAUGGAAAAGAUUUACUUGAAUAAUCCCAGCUCAGAAGAAAUUGGUUUGAUAUCAAUAUCAGCAACAACAGCACAUGUUCAUCCAUCCUGUUUCCAGAAUGGGAUAAUCCCAGCAGGGGGAAACACGUCGUUUGAUCUUGUGUUUCUCGCCAGGGUCGUAGGGAACAUAGAAAAUACUUUGUUUAUUAAUACGGCGAAUCAUGGAGUGUUUACAUACCAGGUGUUCGGGGUGGGUAUCCCCAACCCCUACAGACUACGGCCCUUCAUCGGGGCCAGAGUCCCUGUUAACGGCAGUUUCUCUCCACUCAUAAACAUCCACAGCCCUCACAGUGAACCACUGCAGGUUGUGGAGAUGUUCUCCAGUGGAGAUCACCACCAUCUGGACCUGCCUUCAGGCCAACAAGGAGGCACUAGAACAUUCUGGGAGAUCCCUCCGUUUGAGACAAAGGGUGUGAUGAGGGCAAGCUUCUCGUCCAGAGAUGCAGACAACCACACAGCCUUCAUCAGGAUCAAAACCAACGAAAACCAGUUUACCAUACUGCCUGUGGAGGUCACCUCAGCUCCUGGUAUAUUCUCCUCCACAGAGAUGCUAGACUUCGGUACGUUACGGUCACAAGAUCGGCCGAAACAAUUGAACUUACAUCUCCUGAAUUCGGGAAGGAAAGAUGUUUGGAUCGCGAGUAUACGGACGACGCCAUCCAACGAAGCCACCAUCAAUUUCAAAGCAAUCACCCUAAAAGCAGGCGAGAGUAGAUAUACCAAAGUUGCAAGUAUUAGUUUUGAUGCAUCAAAAGCAGAAAGACCGGUUCCGUUUUCUGGUAAAAUAACAGUGAAGGUCAAGGAGAUAAACUCGUCUGAAGUCCCGUACCAAGCAGAGGUGCUACAAGGCUACCUGGGCUUUGACCACACGGCCACGUUGUUCCACAUCAGAGACAGUCCAGUAGACCCCGUGAACAGAUCCAUCUUCCUUACCAACGCCUUCCACUUUGCUGUCCGCAUACACAACGUCACCCUGCCAGAUGAGGCCAAGACCAUGUUCAGCGGGCAGAACCUCAGCGCCCCCGUUCUGAUCCCUCCUCGUGAGUCUCGCUACAUCUUCUCUCUCCUGUUCCGCCCUGUCCGCCCUUCCAUCCACAUCCACAUCAACACCAACAUCUCCAAGUUCCACCUUCCUGUCAGGGCCAACACAGGUUACCUUGAGAUAUUAACAAUCCCAGCGAAGGCUGCCAUAGCAGUGGGGAAGCUAAACAGCUAUCCUGAACACAUCAUCCUACCUCCAUCCUUUCCUGGGAAGACAGUUCACCAGAGUUUCACCAUCCAGAGUUCCUUCACCCAGAGAGCGAGACUCCGACACAUCCGUUCCCUGACAGAAGACAUUCGGUUCUAUUACAAAAGACUACGUAGUAACAAGAGUGGACUGGAACCGAGACGCAUGUCCAAGGUUGCUAAUAUUUAUUUUGAUGCCAGUUUGCAGUGUGCCGACCACUGUUAUGUGGGGUUGCCGUUUGUUCUGAAAUCUGAGGCUCGUCCCCACGGCCUGGUCUUACAGGAGGACAUCUGGGAUGCUGACAUUGACCUCCACCAGAAACUGCUCCGACGCUGGACAGAGCUGAAAGAACGCUCGGGACAUCAAGUUGAGGCGGUGUUUGAAGUCAGCACAGAUCUUCAGGAGACGGUCCAGGCAACAAUAACAGCUCAACAGACCUGGCCGUCGCUGGUUAACGCCUCACAACAAAUCACGUUUCCCCUCACCAAUACCAACAGCUCCUCUGAGACGGAGGUUGUUCUAGAGAACCCAGCAGAUGUCCCAGUGUAUGUCCAGAUCCUCCCUCUGGCUCUCUACCCGAACCCCUCCGUGUUUGCUGGGAUACUCAGCGACAGCUUCCCACUGGGAAAGUUGUCCGACAUCGACACAAAAUCACUGGAAUUUCAGGUCAACAGAAACCUAUCGUCUGUAAUGAAGGGAAGCUCAGGGUUUGUGGAGGGCUCGACCAGACCGUUUGUCCACAACGUGCUCCUGCAGCCUGGAGAGGUCAAGUCCUUCAGCCUGAGGUUCACUCCUUCCAGCAACCACUCUGUCUCCUCCCUGCUCAUAGUCAGGAACAACCUGACUGUGAUAGAUGUGAUCGUGGUUCGUGGCCAGGGAACCACGGGGAGCCUGCAGGUAGCUGGGAAACUCCCUGGACCAGACAGCUCCCUUCGCUUCCAAAUGACGGAGGCGUUGCUGAAGGACUGCGCAGAGAAGAUUAAGUCCAAAGAGCCCAAGUCCACACUGAGAAGGACCUUCAGGGUGGAGAACGCUGGUCUACUCCCCUUGUAUAUCCGCUCUGCAGAGAUCAACGGCCAGCCCUGCCAAGGAUACGGAUUCAAAGUUCUCAACUGUCAGCAAUUUACACUUAAACCAAACGCUUCUGAAGACCUAGUGAUACAGUUUACACCGGACUUCACGUCAUCCAGAGUGAUCCGGGAGCUGAAGCUAGUGACGGAGGGAGGGUCAGAGUUUGUGUUUGUCCUGAACGCCUCUCUGCCUUUUCACAUGCUGGCCUCCUGCACAGAGACCCUCCCCAGACCCUCCUGGGAGCUGGAGCUAUACGUCAUCGUCUCCCUCGUCAUGAGCUCCAUGUUCCUGCUGGUGAUUGCUAUAGCCUACCUGGAAGCCCAGGGGAUCUGGGAGCCCUUUAAGAGACAUCUGUCUCUGGACUCUCCCAUGGAGACGGGAAGACCCUUCGAUCUCAGGGAAAUAAUACGCAUUUCAAGUGAUGCAAACUUGAAUGAUUUCAGCGACGCCCACCAGAACCCGACCAGGGGGAUGUAUGGUUCUGGUAGCGAGGUGUCCCGGGUCGGGAGCCGAAACAGCAGAGCCUCCGUAGACCUUGAUGGACAGAGAGCCAGGAUGGACUUUGAUCGAUCAACUAUGCAAGCCUCCUCCACCUUCUCUUCCUCCCAGCUAGCCAAUGGCGCCCAGGUUUCCUGUCAGCUGACCAAUCGGAAGGCGCGGAGCUCCAAGAGGCAGCAGGGUGGAGGACUCCUGGACCUCCAGAACGGGGGCCCUGGGUCAGGGUCGUCUCUGCCCCACAGAAGGCGCUGUUCUCGGGGAGAGGCCCCAGACUACGCCAGCCUCCUGGGGGCCAUGGAUAACGACCUGGACAGACCUGAAUCACCACCUCUACAGGAACACAACGUUUCUCUGUCUACACAGAACAAUGUGCUAGACUCUAAAGGAAAGGAGCUGAGAGGUAAAACUAAUGCUCAGAGAAAGAGAGCGGAGAAGGAGAGGAGAGCAAAGGGAAAACCACCUCCGGGAGACCAGCUGAAGGAUGUUUUGGCAGACAAUGACGACAGCUCCUCUACCACCACAGAGACCUCCAACCCUGAUGUAGAGGCCAGCAACAAAGAGGAACCAGUGAAGAAGAAGGGCAGAACAGCAGUGACUCUGGAGAAAGAGGAAACCAAACCCCAAGACAACAAGCGACAAACCAACACAAAUGAUCAAUCGAGUUCCCUGGAGCUCCCUUACAUCACAGCCCUGGAGAUCAAACAGCGCAAGGUCUUCUCAUCCAAAGCCCUCAUCCACUCUGCUCUCACCACCGCCCCUACAGCUAGGAAUCUGCAGAAACCCAGACCUGGGUCUCUCCCCCAUCUCAACUCGUCUGAUUGUUCUGUACUUGAAGCCGACAGUCUCCAGCAGACCUCCCUCCAGACCAUGAAUGCAGACACCUUCCUGAAGAGACCCAUCUCAGCUAGGACCUACUCCCAUCCCUGCUCUUCCCCCAGCCUAGUGACCAGGGGAACAUACAGCCAAGUACUCAAUGCCAAUAGUGAGACCAACUUGAAGAAGGCACCAGGGAACAAGCUAGCUAAUGCCACCUCUCUCCUGGGCAAGAAUGGCAAUCCUACUUUUGCAGCCGUGGCUGCGGGAUACGACAGAAGCCCAGGUGGCAGUGGCCCAGGUCAAAGAGCCCAAAGGAAGACUCUAGCUCACGUGACCUCAGUGGAGAGCGAAAGCUCAGACAGCUCAGGAUUAUGGUCUCCCAUAGGAUUCAACCCUGCCAACUCCUUCUCUGCAUUCGGACCCAACAACUCCUUCAAUCUGACAGGAGUCUUCCGUAGGAUGUCCUUCCCGAAGACAUCCGAGCCUCAGCAGACUUGGACUGAGUUGAGCUCUGCGUCCUCGUCUCUCUGGGAUUCCCCCAGCAACCCCCUGCACUCCUGGCUCAGCAGCUCCCCCACUGUCCCCACCGCAGCCGUCCUGGGUAGCAGCAGGAACCCCUGGUCCACCACCACCCCCUUUGGCAGCUCCAUCUGGUCCACUAGUGGUGACACUGCACUACACUCCUUCACUCCCACCACCACCUCCUCCACCCUGCCAGACUUACCCAGCAGCAUCCCCACCGUGGGCCUGGCCCCUCCAACUGCCCCCACUGAGAUGAGCCGUUCCUACGACCCCUGGAGGCCCACCCUCAGCAGACACGGCUCAGAGCCCUGGUCCAGCCACUGAGGAGUAACAGGCACUCGCUCUUAGCCUGGUCCCAAAUCUGUUUCAGCUCGUGCCAACUCCAAUGCUGUCUUUAUCAAGCCAAACAUGGCGACGUGGCAUGAAAUUGAUUGCCAAAGAGUUGGCGUAGCACCAACAGGCUGGAACUCAGGCUAACUCAGGCUAACUCAGGCUAACUCGCUCUCACAGAUGUGAUCGUUCUUAACUGAAUUAUCAUGCAUUCAUGUAAAUGGCAUAUUUACGUCAUGUGAGCAGACCUCAUGUACAUAUUCUGGUCUAAAUCAGAAACAUACCAUGGUAUCAGUUGUUAAACAGUACUUAAAUAUACAUCAAAACAAAUAAUUUUAUCGACGAGUCCCGUCAAGAAAAGGUUUCAAUGUAAUUUGGUAGCCCCAGCACUUUCUGACACAAACCAAAACCCCCUGAUCAUUUAGUUCACAGCAGUUACAUGCUUUUUAUUCAG